AUGGAAACACAAAGAGAGGAAUGGAAAUGUGAAUUGAAAGUCGUCGUCGAAGUAGUCGACGUCCUUGUAGAGCGAGAGCAUCCUGCGGCUGCCGGCGAGCAGCGCCUUGACGUCGAUGAGGUGGGAGGCUUUGGUCGUCAGGAGGUGGGAGCGGAUGUGGAGGACGUCCAUGCGGUAGAGGAGUACGAUGAGGAUGUAGAGCGUGGCGAUGAGCCAGAGUGUGAACACAGUGUAGAAGAAGGGUCUCCUGAUGCCGUAGAGGAAUGUGUCCAUGGCGGUCAUGAGGUCUGCGAUAGGCUUUCCGGCGACCACUUCCCUCAGCUUGGCGAUGACCUCUGA
This is a messenger RNA of Babesia ovata, 339 nucleotides long. RefSeq names its product DNA mismatch repair protein, putative. Bases 1 to 339 code for a protein of 112 amino acids. The record is from RefSeq and is a predicted model, not a curated record. NCBI's taxonomy places the organism in Eukaryota, Apicomplexa, Aconoidasida, Piroplasmida, Babesiidae. The transcript has 2 exons.